This is a messenger RNA of Belonocnema kinseyi, 3240 nucleotides long. RefSeq lists its product as uncharacterized. The transcript is spliced from 14 exons. Gene Ontology annotation, molecular function: protein binding. Bases 1 to 3240 code for a protein of 1079 amino acids. The record is from RefSeq and is a predicted model, not a curated record. Gene Ontology annotation, cellular component: plasma membrane. Lineage: Eukaryota; Metazoa; Arthropoda; Insecta; Hymenoptera; Cynipidae.
AUGGCGCUCUUCGACGAAGAAGAUAUGGAUCUCAAAACACUGAGGGUACGUGGGUUAGCUUUCACAGACGAGAAGGUUGUAAUUGCAGAGUCAAUCGCAAAGUUGCAAAGAAUGUUGAUCAAAAUGCAUAAUUGUCAUAUGCGUUGGUUUAUUUUCGGCUGUAUCCUGAUGGCGAAGAUGGUCCUUUCGUGCCGACAAAGCGAAUUUCAAUGUGGAAAUGGUGUAUGUGUCACUCUAAACAAAGUCUGCAACUUAAUCGAUGAUUGUGGCGACGGAACAGACGAGCCACGACAAUGCUCUCCUUGCAACAAAACAUACUAUGGAGAGGUGGGGAAAACUUACGACCUGGAACUCCAUCGGCCAAAGGAAGACAAGGUGCCUUACUUCUGCAAAAUCAUGUUUAAUGCAACUGGCGGUGACUUCGGUGACAUCGUUCAGUUGACGUUUGACAGUUUUACUCUUGGUAAAUUUGUAUCCUUUACUGCUGAAGGCUGUCCAGACGGAUCUUUACAGAUUUCCGAAGCAAAGCGUCCCGACGCCGGUGGCCUGUGGUGUGGAACAUCCUGGGGUCCUGCCAUAUACUAUAGCGAGACGCCAAGCGUAUCUAUAACACUUAGACUUCUAAGGCUCAGCAAGGAUCAGACAGGAUUCAAUUUUGACUUUAGAAUGGCGUAUAAGAUGAUACGACGGUCAGACGCCGUGGUUCGUUACGGGAAUCCUUUCGUAGGGAUGGUACAAAUUUCAACCGUAUCCAUAACAAUGGAACCAUCCUCUACAGAAUAUUCCAACACUUCCAUGGCGAUACCGGUACAACUGGGCGAACACGAGGAACCAACGAAAUCGACCGCGCCCGAGCAAUUUCUGGGGGAGCUCAUUGAGGGUACCUACUGCUCUCGAAUAUUUACCGACUGCCAUCGAAAAAAGUGUAGACUGCAAUCGCCGAAUUUUCCCGGUUUAUAUCCGCGAAAUCUCACCUGCUACUAUGCGGUCCGACAGACCGAAGUACCACGAGGAAAGCAUGCUUUAAUUUCAGUAAGACAACCAAGAGGUCAAUUGGUUGCUGUAAGAGCACGACCAGCAACUCAAGCAGAACCACCACCUCGUGAGCUAAGGCUGUGGCAAGAUUGCGAUAUCGUUCAGGAUUACGUGACCAUUUAUGAUGGUUAUACCACUCGAGAUCCAGUUAUUUUAAAAUUUUGUGGUGGUGGCGAACCAGUUCCUGAGGCAACCAGCAGCGGGCCGGAACUGCUGGUUGAAUUCACCACGUCUCCUUUUGGCACUUUUCCUCGUCCUACGCCGCCACAUUCGCUUCACGGAUUUCAGCUGGAGGUUCAGGUCAAAUUUGUUGAUGCUGAGUCACCAACAUAUACAAAAGGAAAGCGUUGUGAAUUUUGGUUGAGAGGAAAUGGAGGUGGUGUUCUUACCUCUCCUCGACACUCGCUUCCACGCAACAGCACUUGCCUCUAUCAUCUUCGAGGAGCUGGUCCAGCUUCUCCAACUCAAACUCCACCUCGACCAUUGCCGAAAUUUCCGGAACAACGACCUGGAACUGUCUGGAGAAGACCACCCCCACCUCGAAUGGCUCAACCGCAGUUUCGUGUCUGGUUAUCGAUACUAAAGUUUCAUGUUGACAUGAACCCAACAGCAACAGAUGAUGAUUGCUCGACUUCCUUAAAAGUGUGGGAUGGAGAGAUGAUGCCCUUGACGGAGUGCAACGAUAUAUCCUGCGAGAGGGAACGGCAGCGGUAUAUUGGGAGAGCUGGGGACCCAAUGCAGCCGGUCUCAGCCCGACCGGCAAACAAUGCAACCUUGUUGGGCAGAUAUUGCAAGGACAAGGUGCCACGGACCUGCGAUCAUGCUAUUCUCCAGAAUACGAGUCGCCCUUGUUCUCUAGGCGAAAGCUUCGUUUCCUCUGGUAGCAGUCUCACCAUCGAAAUGCGCAUGAUCGAGUCAACAGCCCUCAGGCCUGUUAACUUUCGAGCCCUUUACGAAUUCGUAGACCUUGUUCAAGAUGGGGAUCCUUACGGAAGUGCACCCUGUUCACGUGUUUUUUACAGUCGAAACCGCGAUCGUUAUCCAGAUCAAAGGUUUCAAAGUCCACGUAAUAUUUUUCUUUAUGGUCGUGGUGGAUCAAAAAAUCUGAGCUGUAUAUACCGAUUUGAGGGAGAAUCAGGUGAAGUGGUCAAGCUGCGAUUCAACAAACUUUUCAAUGGGAAUCGUUCCUGCCGUAGCGUGGCCAGUCCGGAUUACGAUCGUCUCCUUUGCAUGGGAUCGAACCAUUUCUCCUUAAAGUUUAUGGAGGUGCCUUUUGUAAACGCACCACCGGUCCAAAGAGACUGCUUCUGUUCGAAUCGAUCACUUCCAAUGAACAUUAAAUCCACUUCAAGCGUAGUCGAAGUUCAUUUCACUGUCCUUUCCAUGGAUGCACUUGACGACUACAAUAAUCUUCACUUUGAAGGCAUCUGGGACUUCGAGAAAAGCGCACAAUGCCAGCAGAAACGUAGAGUAAAAGGUCCCUCCGGAGAAAUCAAGUACCAAACGCCAAUUGACGAAGAUGAGAAAAACUGUGAAAAUCAUCCAUGGAUGAUCGAGCCAAGGCCCGGACAAUACUUGUAUGUGACAAUUCGUGGAAUAAUCAUGACAAAUUCUACAAAGUGCGCUACAACUAACCGUAUUGUGCUGCACACUGGUGGUCAUCUACACGUAUCGGUUUGUCCGAAAGGAUUACCAUAUUCAAGACAUGACGUAGUUGAAGUAUUCAGCGACGGCUGGGCCGUUAGUAGUAACGCAGUGGUCUUGGCUCCUGGUAAGGAUCCAAUUAAACACAUCGCCGUGGAAUUUGUUAUUAAAGAGUCAGACAGCACAUAUACAGUUACCUGGCUCGAACUCACUAGAAGACCUUCAAUGUCUUCAGCAGCUGCAGGAAUGCAGUUUCGACGCGACUGCGAACAUCGUUGUCCAGAACUGGAUGCAUGCAUCAAUGCCUCCUUAUGGUGUGAUGGAAUAUCCCACUGCCCUUCGGGCUAUGAUGAAGCUCUCACACGCUGUUCGAUUAUUUUUCGACUUCCACCCCUUCACCUUGGACUGGGUGCUCUUGCCGUGGUAUCAAUCAUAGGUGUCUUAUGUUUCGUAAUUUGGCGAAUCUGCAGACAGCAAACAAGUCGCUCUAUCUCUCAACAUCGACUCAAAAGCAUUUCUUCAGAAACAGCGAUUAUCGACGGCAAAGAAGUAAUUUGCUGA